This is a messenger RNA of Loxodonta africana (African savanna elephant), 7518 nucleotides long. RefSeq names its product SKI3 subunit of superkiller complex (gene SKIC3). The record is from RefSeq and is a predicted model, not a curated record. Lineage: Eukaryota; Metazoa; Chordata; Mammalia; Proboscidea; Elephantidae. Gene Ontology annotation, molecular function: protein binding. The transcript has 43 exons. Gene Ontology annotation, cellular component: Ski complex. The coding region runs from base 320 to 5014 and encodes 1564 amino acids.
CUAAAGCCCAGCCAUUCCCAGUCACGUGAGCGAUGCCUAGAAAGUGCGCAUGCGCCUGGCUCCAGGCUUGGCGUUUGUUAGGGAGAAGCAGCUGUCCCAGAUGGAUAAUGGGUAAGGAGCAAUCUGAAAUUUGAUUCAGAAAGAAGAUAAAGGUGGUGACAAUAGGUAAAAGGUUUUUCUACCAAAGGAAACUUUGGCUAGAGAAAUUUUAAGUGAAAUCAGCACUGAAAUUUGUUGCCUACUCCAAUCAAGAUUUGUAGACUAUACAAAAAUUCUACUGAAGUUUGCACCUGUAGAUUAAUACCAAGACAGUUUUAGAAUGUCUAGCAAAGAAGUGAAGACGGCUCUAAAAAGUGCUAGAGAUGCAAUCAGAAACAAAGAAUACAAAGAAGCUUUGAAACAUUGUAAGACAGUUUUAAAGCAAGAGAAAAAUAACUAUAACGCCUGGGUUUUUAUUGGUGUUGCUGCAGCUGAGCUAGAACAACCUGAUCAGGCCCAAGGUGCCUAUAAGAAAGCUGCUGAACUAGAGCCAGACCAAUUACUAGCAUGGCAGGGGUUAGCAAGCUUAUAUGAGAAAUGUAAUCACAUAAAUGCUAAGGAUGACUUGCCUGGUGUCUACCAAAAGCUCCUGGAUCUCUACGAAAGUGUUGACAAACAGAAGUGGUGUGAUGUCUGUAAGAAACUCGUGGAUCUCUAUUACCAAGAGAAGAAACAUGUAGAGGUGGCCCGAACAUGGCACAAGUUGAUAAAGACACGGCAGCAAGAGGGUGCAGACAACCAAGAGCUUCACCAGCUAUGGAGGAAAUUGACUCAGUUUCUGGUCGAGAGUACUGAGGACCAGAAUAAUGAAACCCAGCAAUUGCUUUUAACAGCUUUUGAGAAUGCAUUGGGCUUGUCAGAUAAGAUUCCUAGUGAAGAUCACCAGGCACUUUAUAGACAGUUCAUUCAGUGUUUACUCAAGUUUCCUCAUGAAACUGCUAGGUUGAAGAAGGCCUGUGAAGGAAUGAUUAACAUCUAUCCCACUGUACAGUAUCCGUUAGAAGUGCUUUGUUUGCAUUUAAUUGAAUCAGGAAGUUUUACUGAUGAAGCACACCAGUAUUGUUGCAGAUUAGUGGAAAUGGAUUCAAGAAGUGGCCCAGGCCUCAUUGGCUUUGGCAUUAAAGCAUUACAAGACAAAAACUGUGAAGAUGCUAUUAAGAACUUAACAGAAGGGUUAAAGGAAAGCCCUCUCUGCACAAAUGGAUGGUAUCAUCUGGCAGAAGCCCAAGUCAAAAUGCAUAGACCUAAGGAAGCUGUUCUUUCAUGCAAUCAAGCUCUGAAGAACAUUGAUAAUCUUGGUGUAUCUGGUGGUGGUCUUCAUCAGAAGAAUCUUUGUCUUCAUUUGAAAGCAGAGGCUUUGAUUAAACUCUCAGAUUAUGAAUCUUCAGAGGAAGCAAUUCAUACUCUUGAUCAGGUCUCUGAUGCAAAUAAUGUCCCAGGACUUUUGGUUCUCAGAAGCUUGGCCUAUCUGAACAAAGGCUUGUUAGAUGAAGCUACAAAGAUUAUGGAAGACCUUCUCUCUUCUUACCCUGACCUAGCCGAAGCUCAUGCCCUCAAGGGUUUGAUUCAUUUUACCAAAAGGGACUAUCUACAAGCAGAAAAAUGUUUUCAGAGGGCUCUUGAGAAAGACAGUGAAGUUGCUGAAUAUCACUACCAACUUGGGUUAACAUACUGGUCCAUGGGUGAAGAAACAAGAAAAGAUAAAACAAAGGCUUUUACCCACUUUCUGAAGGCUGCAAGACUGGAUACAUACAUGGGCAAAGUUUUCUGCUACUUAGGUCAUUAUUACAGAGAUGUAGUGGGAGAUAAAGGCAGAGCCCGUGGGUGUUACAGGAAAGCUUUUGAAUUAGAUGACACUGAUGCCGAAUCAGGAGCUGCAGCAGUUGACCUAAGUGUGGAACUUGAAGAGAUGGACACUGCUUUAGCUAUCCUAACUGCAGUCACUCACAAGGCAAGUGCUGGAACCGCAAAAUGGGCCUGGCUGAGGCGGGGACUAUACUAUUUGAAGGCAGGUCAACAUUCUCAAGCAGUGGCUGAUUUACAGGCAGCAUUAAGAGCAGACCCAAAGGACUUCAAUUGUUGGGAGUCAUUAGGAGAGGCAUACUUAAGCAGAGGUGGCUAUACAACAGCUUUGAAGUCCUUCAUCAAAGCCAGUGAGCUGAACCCAGAAUCCAUAUACAGUGUGUUUAAGGUUGCAGCAAUACAGCAAAUCCUAGGCAAAUACAAGGAAGCUAUAGCUCAAUACCAGCUGAUCAUUCAAAAGAAUGAAGAUUAUGUGCCUGCUUUGAAAGGUCUGGGUGAAUGCCAUCUUAUGAUGGCAAAAGCAGCUCUAGUGGAUUAUCUUGAUGGGAAAGCUGUAGACUACGUAGAGAAAGCACUGGAAUAUUUUACUUGGGCUCUGCAGCACCGAGCUGAUGUGUCCUGCCUUUGGAAGCUCGUUGGGGAUGCUUGCACCAGUCUGUAUGCCGUCUCACCAUGUAAAGUGAAGGUUAAUGUCGUCGGAGUCCUUCUAGGUCAGAAAGAAGGAAAACAAGUAUUGAAGAAAAAUGAGCUCCUCCAUCUUGGAGGAAGGUGUUAUGGUCGUGCAUUAAAACUGAUGUCUACAUCUAAUACCUGGUGUGAUCUUGGAAUUAAUUAUUAUCGCCAAGCACAGCAUUUAGCUGAGACAGGCAGCAAUAUGGAUGAUCUUAAAGAGUUGUUGGAGAAAUCUUUACAUUGUCUGAAAAAGGCAGUGAGACUGGACAGUAAUAACCACUUAUACUGGAAUGCACUUGGUGUGGUAGCUUGUUACAGUGGUAUCAGAAAUUAUGCCCUUGCUCAACACUGUUUCAUCAAGUCAGUUCAGUCAGAACAGAUUAAUGCUGUUGCAUGGACCAACUUGGGAGUGUUAUACCUCGCGAACGAAAACAUUGAGCAAGCUCAUGAAGCUUUCAAAAUGGCCCAAUCUCUUGAUCCAUCUUAUUUAAUGUGCUGGAUUGGACAAGCUCUGAUUGCAGAGACAGUUGGAAGUUAUGACACAAUGGAUCUCUUUAGGCACACUACAGAGCUCAGUAUGCACACUGAAGGUGCAAUCGGUUAUGCCUACUGGGUCUGUACAACGUUGCAAGACAAAAGCAACAGAGAAACAGAACUGUACCGCUACAACGUUCUGCAGAUGAAUGCUAUUCCAGCAGCACAAGUUGUUUUGAGUAAAUACACAGAAAGAAUUCAGGAUUAUGCUCCAGCUUUCACAAUGUUGGGUUACUUAAAUGAACAUCUACUACUGAAAAAGGAAGCAGCAGAUGCAUACCAAAGGGCAAUUUUGUUGUUACAGACUACGGAAGACCAAGAUACUUAUAAUGUUACAGUAAGAAACUAUGGCAGAUUGUUAUGUUCCAUUGGUGAAUAUGAUAAAGCAAUCCAGGUUUUUAAGUCAACACGUCUUGAAGAGUUGGAGGACAUCAUAGGUCUUGCAUUAGCUUUAUUUAUGAAGGGUCUAUAUAAAGAGAGCAGCAAAGCCUAUGAGAGAGCCUUGUCUAUUGUUGAAUCAGAGCAAGACAAAGCACAUGUCUUGACAGCUCUGGCAAUAAUGGAGUGUAAACAAGGAAAAAUGGACACAGCCAAGACAUUGCUCUUUAAAUGUUCUAUCUUAAGGGAACCAACCGCAGAAAGCCUUCAAGCCCUGUGCGCUCUAGGAUUGGCAAUGCAGGAUGUUACACUAUCCAAAGCAGCGCUUAAUGAAUUACUGAAACACAUCAAACAGAAAGACAAUGAUUAUCAGAGGUGCCUUCUUACUACAGCUAUUUAUUCACUCCAAGGCCACAGUGUGGCAGUACAGAGACAAGCGUCUAAAGCUGUUCACAGUAACCCAGGUGACCCCGCCCUUUGGUCUUUGCUGUCCCGAGUGGUUGCUCAGUAUGCUCAGCGAAAUGCAAAGGGAGGUGCUCUAGCAGGAAAUGUGGCUCAUAUACUGGACUCAAAUCAUGGAAAGAAGGCAUUGCUGUACACUGCAGUAAAUCAGUUGGCUUUGGGAAGCAGUUCAGCUGAAGAUGAAAAAAAUACUGCUCUAAAGACCAUUCAGAAGGCGGCUUUCCUUUCUCCAGGUGACCCUGCUGUCUGGGCUGGGCUAAUGGCAGCCUGUCAUGCUGAUGAUAAACUGGCUCUAGUGAACAAUACUCAGCCAAAGAGGAUGGACUUAUACUUGGCACUGUUAUCUGCAAUUUCUGCUUCAAUUAAAGACAAAGAAUUCCCUGAAAAUUACAACCAAUCUCUUGAAAAGUGGUCUCUGUCCCAAACUGUCACUGGUCUAAUAGAAACUGGAAGAAUAUCUGAAGCUGAAGCCCUCUGCACAAAGAAUUUAAAAAGUAACCCUGAGCAGCCAGCUGUUAUCUUACUUUUGAGACAAGUUCAGUGUAAACCACUCCUGGAGUCACGAAAACCUCUCCCAGAUGCUGUUCUUGAAGAACUGCAAAAAACGGUCAUGUCCAACUCAACCUCUGUUCCUGCUUGGCAGUGGCUGGCACACGUGUAUCAGUCCCAAGGAAUGAUGAGUGCUGCAGAGAUGUGUUACAGGAAGAGCCUACAAGUGGCAUCCCAACAGGGCAGUUGGAGUGGGAAGCUUUCAAGUCUCUUGAGACUAGCACUGCUUGCAUUAGAAGUCUGCAUGGCUAAUAUUUCCAAUGAUCACUGGCGAUCCUUAGUUCAAGAAGCUACAACUGAGGCCUUGAAGCUUUGCUUUUGUCCACUGGCUGUUCUUGUACAAGCUUUGUUACAAUUCAACCGCAAAAUGGGGGCAAGAGAGACACGGCGACUUUUGGAGAGAGUGAUAUAUCACCCUGGGUACCCCAAAUCUAUUGUAUCAACUGCUCGUUGGUAUCUACUGAGACAUUUAUAUGCUAAAGAUGACUAUGAGCUAAUUGAUGUGCUAGUAAACAAUGCCAAAACGCAUGGAGAUACAAGAGCUUUGGAACUGAAUGAGAGAUUGUCAUCACAGUAACAAUGGAUUACUUUGUAGUAAGCAAGCAAAGAAAAAGCUGUAAGAAAGAAUCACUCCAUGAAUCAAGACUUUCCCCCAAAGCAACAUUUUCUUUAGACUAAAGUUAUAAUCGUCUUCUCCUUUUCUUUUUUUGAAUCUAAGGAAGCUGAAGUUCUUCAACUAAGGAUAUAAUUUUCCAUUAGCUUUUAAUCUGAAAAACAUCUUUGAUUUUGGAAAGUCCAUAAUGAAAGGAAAACCGUGAUUCCCUUAGUUCCUCAGCAAUUAUUUGUAAACCAUUGUUUUCUGCAUCAUCCAUCGUGCACAAUAGGCUUAUUUUUUUUUUUGUAAUCCCUUAAAAUAAAGCCUUAAUAGCAUUUUCUAAAUAAUAUGCAAAAGCAGAUUGGCACAAUGUAGAAUUUUCAUUUGUUAAAAAGUAAUUAAAAAAAUUAAAUUCCUUCUAUGAAUACUACAUUUCAGUAGACUAGCUCAUCAUAAAAUCCAAAUAAUCUUGUAAACUGUAUUGCUAGUGGUGCAUCUCAGAUACUGUUGAAGAAGCAUAAUAUAAAUGUUGGUGAGAUUUAGACUGCUAAUGGAUUUAUUUCUAUAAUUCAGAAUACUCAGGUGUGUGACUACAUUGAAAAACCUUAAAUGGAAUGUUAUGGCAGUAAUGCUGACAAUAUUUAAUCAAUCAUGCAAUUAUUUCAAUUAUGAGAAGACUGAACUUUCUUAAAUAAAAAAAAUAUAGUGUCUUGUUUUCUUUAAUAGUAGCAAUAUCAUAUACUCUCUAAAUUUCAAAUUUUAAAAACCUGAUAGCAGUUAUUUCUUUUUUUUUAAAUGCUCUUUUUAGAUUUGAAGAAACUGUCAUUUACUUUGAUUUUUAGAAAUGUUUUCAAAUGUUUAUGUAUUAUUUAUUCUAUAAAAAUGGAUGUGGUUGUAUAUUUUAUGUGUGUUAUUUUUUUUAAACAAGCACCUUCACAAUGUUACUUUGUGAGAUAAUAUGAAUUGAAAAUACUCUAAUUAAAAUGUACUUCAAAGGUUAAUCUAUUGAACUGAACUGUAAAUUGGUAAAUACUAAAUUUGGCUGGGCAUUAUCAUCUGAGAUGAUUAAAAAAAUUCUGACCUAUGCAAUCAGUAUCUUUAAGGAUGGGGCCUAGGACUCUGCAUUUUAAAGGAAUACCUAAGGGAUUCUAAUGUCCGUUCAGGUUUGUGAACCACUGGAAUAACCCAAUGAAUGUUGUGUCAUCCUUAUUUAACAAGAGCAAGCACAUCCCAUUCUCUCCCCAUUUCUUUUGCUCACACCGUCACACUGAGUUCAGUGCUUUUAACAGCCUUGCUCACAGACUUAGCCAGAGAGGUGUGGUGCCCACAUCUCUCAUUUCCUUAGCAAACGCUUCAGCCUUUGCCUCCAGGAUGUGCUGGCCCCAUCAGAACAUUUGGCAUUCAUUGUCAUCCUCCAUUUGCUUUCUGCUGGGUCUUUUGCUUCCCAGGGUUACUUCCGCCUAAAUUGUGGACUUAGUUAUUGAUUAGCCUUGGCUCCAGGCAAGGCUAACCAAAUCAAGGGGUAAACUUUUGACUCCCUUGCCCAAUUCUGGCUUCCACAGACCUCAGAUCCAGAUGUUCUAGAAAGGAACUUUGGAAAACACUUUAAUUAAUACCAUCUCAGGUAAUUUCUUUUUUGCAUGGAUGUACUCACACCCUCUCAACUUUUGUUUGCUGCCUUUUCUUCAAAUUGCUGCCCAAUUACUAAUAAUUUGUAUAUAGCUUACUUUGUUUCAGGCCUGGGCUAAGUGUUUUAAACAUUGUCAUUUAUUUCUAGUUAAUACAGGAGAGUGGUGCUAAACAGCCUGCUUAAGCAAAGAAAAUUUGAGGUGAAUCAGUGUUACCAGAUUCCAGAGACUCUAAAAGUACUCAGAAUUUUCCUUAGAAUUUAUACAUCUUUAAUUAGAUAAAUUAGAUCAAAAUUUAUUUCCUGAAAUACCAAUAUUUAACAAUCAUAUUAGAGUACUUAGUUAUUUUUCAAUUACAUUUUGUUUGAGAAUCAUAGUAUAUUUUCUGCCAGAUUUUAUCUGCCAUUUAGGAAUUCUUAAUUAUAUUUUAAUAGACUAGUUUGACAUCUGAAACAUUUCCUAGUUUUUUAUAGACUAGUUUGAUAAUCUAAAACAUGCAUUUCAGCUUAUAAAUUUUAGAACAAUCCUUUUUUUUUUUAUGGCGUGGGGGACCACUUAUAACAAAAACCUUAGUUUAAAAUGCUGUGCUCUUUUUUUCACUUUACAAAAUGAUUUAUUAGCUAACAUCCUUUAAUUUGGGAAUCUUCAUAGAACAGGACUGUACAGAAAUGCUCUGGUUGUAUAUUAAAGGAAUUAAAAGAUGUUAUUUAAAAAAGUAUGGAAUAUUACAUAAAUAUUUACAUGUAUGUAAUAUAAAUGGAUACAUAUUUGGUUACUCCAUAGAAAGUUUGAAUCUACCUUGGGGAAAUUAUAUAGAACACAAAAAUAAAGCAUAUUUUGAUGUGUGAGUUCAUAUAA